AUGGACAGCCCUAAAGUUCAGGACGGGACCCGGAGUAGAAAGGAGGAAGGGAGAAUUUCCCAAUCCCGGGUUCGGUUUGGCAAACCAAGAUCUGUAAAUAAUGUUGAAGAGAAGGAGCUAGGUUUAGCGGCUAUUAACAGGAUGCGUGUACCCGGUGUACCGUAUCUCCCUCCUCCCCCUGAUCCUAAUCUCUUCAAGAGAGACAAGAGAGAACGGGAAAAGAAGAAAGAGGUUCAGGAGUUGAUAAAGGUUCAGGCUGCAAAGAAUCGAGCAAAAUCCAUCCGAAACCGGAAACAAAAUAAUACUCAUACAAGACCGGAAGAAGAUCUCCCAGUAUUUCCUCAAGAACAUUAUAUUGGUCUUCUGAGGAAAUGCGCGGAAAAGUCUCCUAUUGCUCCAAUAGAGAAGAGUACAUUGACGAGGAUAACCCUCAACCUAUGCUCGGAACUAAGAGAAAGAUAUCCCUCAUGUGUUAAUAAGCUUCUAGAGGAAGCGUCAGCAGAAUAUAUUAUUAGUCUUAGAACAGGUGAUACAAUGAGAACCACAACACAGAGGAAGACGAUGUUUAAGUGUUUUUUUGUAUUUGACGUUGUUAUAUUUCAAUAGUUUGAAAAUCAACUUACUGUGAA
Messenger RNA from Eurytemora carolleeae, 629 nucleotides. RefSeq lists its product as uncharacterized. Bases 1 to 606 code for a protein of 201 amino acids. The transcript is spliced from 6 exons. Lineage: Eukaryota; Metazoa; Arthropoda; Copepoda; Calanoida; Temoridae. The record is from RefSeq and is a predicted model, not a curated record.